AUGUUAGAAUCUCUAACUAGAAAGCCUUGUGAGAUCAAGAACCAGGAUGUUGUACUUCGUGAAAUACAAAAGGAGUUGAAAGAGAAGAGCUUCCUUCUUGUGCUUGAUGAUGUGUGGGAUGAGGACAUUAAAAACUGGGAGGACUUAAGGGGCAUAAGGGAAACACCUCCUGGUCACAGGCAUCAUCUUAAGGAAGUGAUAGAUGAGGAGUGCUGGUCCAUUAUCAAAGAAAGAGCAUUUGGAAACUCUCCCCUAUUACCAGAAAUGGAAGCUAUUGGAAGGGAUAUUGCUCAUAGGUGUGGAUGCGUGCCAUUGGUCGCAACGGUUAUAGGCGCAACUAUGUGCAACAAAUGGGAUAGAGAUGAGUGGUCGUCACUAAGAGAUAGCUCUAUUUGGGGUUCAUUAGAAAAGAAUGAAGGGAUUGUACGUAUUCUGAGAUUAAGUUUUGAUCGCUUGUCUUCUCCAUCUUUAAAGCAGUGCUUUGCAUACUGUUCCAUUUUUCCUAAGGGUUUUAGGAUCCAAAGGGAUCAAUUGAUCCAACUUUGGAUGGCUGAAGGCUUCCUUCAACAACCCAAAGGAAGCUCACAACUGGCAUUUGAGGAUAUUGGUAACGAUUACUUCAAUGACUUGCUAUCGAAUUCUUUAUUGCAGGAUGAGGAAAAGGAUUUGUACGGUUGCAUUACAAGUUGCAAGAUGCAUGAUUUGGUUCAUGAUCUAGCUCAUCCGUUUCACAUCUCCUUCCACAUGGUAAUAGACUUCAAAGGUUUGCGUGUUCUUAAAUUUGGGGGUGUUGGUGUUGAAUCAUUGCCAGACUCGAUUGGCGAGCUAAAGCAUUUGAGAUACUUUGAUAUAUCGGGAACGUACAUUCGUAGACUACCAAUGUGCAUUAGGCAACUCUAUCUUUUGGAGACAAUAAGAUUAUUGUGGUGCUUUGACCUCGGACACCUUCCUGGAGGAAUGAAAAGUUUAGUCAACUUGAGGCAUUUGUAUAUCAAUUAUCAACGUCAUGUUCCUGUCGAGGUAGGAUGCCUAACUAGUCUUAUAACUUUGCCAUUAUUUGUGGUGGGUAGAGAAAGGGGAAGAGGAAUUGAGGAAUUAGGAUUUUUAGUUGAACUUGGAGGAGAAUUGGUCAUUGAUGAUCUUCAGAAUGUUCGAGACAAAGAAGAAGCUAGGGGAGCAAGAUUAUGGGAGAAGAAAAAGUUACACAAGUUGCAAUACCGAUGGAAUUUCAGGUGGAAUCUCGGAUUUGGUACGGAUGAGGAAGUGUUGGAACCUCACUCAAAUUUGAAAAGCUUAAUUAUUGAGUAUUAUGAGGGAGAGUACUGUCCAUCAUGGUUGCAAGGGAAGAUUGGUGGUGGUGACCCAAGUUCUUCUUUUCAACCCAUGAAUUUGGUAGAGUUGAAACUAAUUCAUUGUAAGAAUGUGAAGAAUCUUCCACCACUUGGGCAAUAUCCUAAUCUCAAAUUUCUUGAAAUAGAAGGCUUACACAGUGUGAGAGGCAUAGGAAAUGAAUUUUAUAUGAAUGGUUGUGAUUAG
Messenger RNA from Hibiscus syriacus, 1536 nucleotides. Its product is annotated as disease resistance protein RGA2-like. The transcript has 3 exons. Lineage: Eukaryota; Viridiplantae; Streptophyta; Magnoliopsida; Malvales; Malvaceae. Gene Ontology annotation, molecular function: ADP binding. The record is from RefSeq and is a predicted model, not a curated record. Bases 1 to 1536 code for a protein of 511 amino acids. Gene Ontology annotation, biological process: defense response to other organism.